AAUAAAAAAAAUAAAAAAUAAAAAAUAAAAAUUCAGUAAAACCUGGAAACUUCCACAGAGUUUAGAGGCAUCUCCUAGUAUUACGAGACCUUUGGAAUUACAGGUGGGUUUGGUGGAGGCGUGGACCUUUGGGUUCUUGGUUUCCUUCCGGAUCUUCAAUUUCAUCUACCUCGUUACAAGGGAGUUGCAUUUUGUAGACCUUUUGGAGAGUUUUUGAACAUGGAAAGUGGGUUUGGGGAAUCAACAAGUGUGCCACCCCAAAGCCCUUCUUGUUCUGGCAAUAGUGCAAACGAUGCAGGCGAUUUCGAAUGCAAUAUUUGUUUUGAACUAGCUCAAGAUCCUAUUGUAACUCUUUGUGGCCAUCUCUUUUGCUGGCCUUGUCUGUAUAGAUGGCUUCACCAUCACUCACAUUCCCAGGAAUGCCCAGUUUGUAAGGCCAUUGUACAGGAGGAGAAAUUGGUGCCUCUCUAUGGUAGGGGCAAAACGCAAGCCGAUCCAAGAUCGAAAACGUAUCAAGGUAUUAAUGUUCCUAAUCGCCCAGCGGGACAGAGGCCUGAAACUGCUCCUCAGCCGGAAGCAAAUCAGUUGCCCAAUUAUGGUUUUGGGUUCAUGGGAGGGUUUGUGCCCAUGGCAACUGCCAGGAUUGGCAACUUCACCUUUGCAACUGCUUUCGGUGGUUUGUUACCCUCUCUGCUUAAUAUUCAGUUCCAUGGGUUCCCAGAUGCUACAGUAUAUGGGACAACAUCUGGUUUCCCUUAUGGAUUCAAUUCGUUUCACAGUGGCCAUGCUCAUGGGUUCGCUCACCCGGCAAAUAGAGGACAUCAGGCUGAUAAUGUUCUGAAGAAUCUUCUUUUGUUGAUUGGUGUCUUUGUGAUCCUUGCGCUGAUAUGUUGGUAGAGUUGAUCUUCCCGCGUGAACUUAAAACCAGCGACGGUUGUUUAGAUUUGCGACUUUUUGUUCUUGUAAAUACAUUAGCUGAUUUGGUGUUUUACUUAUUGUGCUUGAAGAUGCUGCCAAUAUGGUGUUUUUUCUCUGUCAAUUGUGUGACGAUCGUUUGCUAGAACUCAUGUUGUUGGUAAUAAAUGGCUUGUCAAAUAUCUCAA
Molecule: messenger RNA, 1103 nt
Organism: Ziziphus jujuba (common jujube)
Lineage: Eukaryota; Viridiplantae; Streptophyta; Magnoliopsida; Rosales; Rhamnaceae
Exons: 2
Coding region: 220-897 (225 amino acids)
Biological process (GO): ubiquitin-dependent protein catabolic process
Cellular component (GO): endoplasmic reticulum
Molecular function (GO): ubiquitin protein ligase activity; ubiquitin-like protein conjugating enzyme binding
Source: RefSeq, a predicted model, not a curated record